Symbiodinium natans is the source of this 3516-nucleotide messenger RNA. Lineage: Eukaryota; Dinophyceae; Suessiales; Symbiodiniaceae. The record is from the annotation of a GenBank genome assembly.
AUGCGAUUCGUCGAGUUCAGAUCGGCGAAGAGGGCGAAGAAGGUGAAUGGCAACCUGCGGGGCGAAAGCGCCGCAAGAAGGCCGAUGCUGUUUCUGGAGAUGGUUCAGCUGCCACGGCGCCCAACCCUUCCGCCUCGACAAGGCCUCCCAUCCCGCAAGGGGGGUCCGCGAGCAAGGGACAGGAGCCUUCCAAGGGCAAGGGCAAGGUCAGCAGUGAGCUUCCCGCUAAGGGUACUGCUCACACAAAGGAUGGCGUCCAAAAGGGCAACGGCAAGAGCAACAUUUCCGACGACAAAGGCAAGGGCAAGUCCGCUGGGAAUGGAAAGGGCAAAGGGCCGGGCUGUAGUCACGCCCCUCCCGUUCGCAACCCCCCUUCUACGGUCUGGCGGCUUAGAGCAGAGGAUUGGACAGGGAAACCCAUUAUACGACCAGCUUGGCGACUACAGUGGCGCUGGGGAAUCGCUUUGGUUCCUUGCGGAGGAUGCUACACAGGCUGAGGCUGCUCAAUGUAUGGUGGCAUCUGGUGGCUUCAAGAGCUCGCUAUUGGUUCUGUGGAGGGAUGACAAGGGGCCUAACCAAUUGCCGUUUUGGCACAAUGGUCAGGUACGGCUCCUGCGGACGUCUUUCAGUUCCCACCCUGUUUCAAACGUCGCCGUUCCCGGCCUCAAGGGUGAGCAGAAAGCGAAGAAGGCGGUCAAAAUCGUCCCCACCUCGGUCUUGAGGGCCAUUUGUGUGCGAGACUUUGCUAGCCGCGAGUCAUGGACGCAAGCGCAGCGCGACUUCAAGCAGUACGUUCAGUCUCGAGUCCCACAUGUCAAGGAUGUUUGGGGCACCGCGGCUGAGGAGCGGCAUGGCAAGGUCUUGGUCGCUUUGGUUCGCAUUGCCACUGAUCAGCGCGAGGCCAUGUUGGUGAAGAGUGGAAUGGAUGGCCUCUUCUGGGAAACCGUUAGCAGAGAGGACGACGACAAGAAGUACCAUGUUCGUUGGCAUGAGAAGCGCGAUGGUGAGACUGACGCCGUGUACCUCCAGAGAUGCAUCGCUGCCAAGCCGAAGCAUGGCUUGAUAGUGGGGCGACGGCAGAUCGGCGAGCGGGUUGUCCACAAGCCUGAGGAAGUCAUCCGCAGCUGGCGACUUGCUGACACGCCGUGCGACUGGACCCAGGAUACCAUCGCUGACCUCCUUGCUGGGUCCGGCCUCACCGACAUGACGGUUACCAGCAGAAUCACAAGACGAGGUGUCGCUACCUGGUUUCUGCGCGCUGCAUGUAAGGAGGACCUCGUCGUCAUCAACGCUGAGGUGGGCAAAGAGACCAAGGCUUUCUACGUCCUUCCGACCUUUGUUGCAAGACAGGGGUUCAUCAAACGCACUGUUUUGAAGCAGGACAACACGUUCACCUUCAAGCACGAGUCCUUCCGAGUCGUCCCUGGCACCGCGACCGCCGUCAACAAGGAUGCUGAGGAGCUCCCCGAUGCCAGCGCCAAGGAGGAAAGUCAGGCGAAACGCCUUGCCGUUGCUUCCCGGGCAGCUCCUGACGGUGUCACGCUUGUUGAGAUUGCUCGCGAUGGAAAUUGCCUUCCGAAUGCCAUAGCUAAGGGCCUGGCUUGGAACAAAGGCAGCGCCAAGGUUGCUAGCAGUCGCCAGAUUCGGGGUGAGCUCAUCUCCUACAUGCAGCGGAAGCUCACGCACUACGAGGCAUAUUGGGAUGGCAGAGACACUUCCGACCGCCCGGACACGCUGUCCUCUUUCCAGGACUACCUCAAGGAGGCUGCUCUUGACGGGAAGUACCUCGGCCACCUCGAGAUCGACGCUGCCUGCCGGCUGUUCGGGCUUACAGUGUACGUGAUCCCCACGUUGGCUUCCGACCCUCCUGUGCGGCAUGGGAGUGGCUCCUAUGUCAUGGCCUUCCAGUUCGAGCCUGGCGCAAGUGGCAUCGGGCACUACGACUUCUUUGAGCCUUCUGACCGCGACGCGGGCUACCCUGCAGUCAUCAGCACGAUUCAGGAAAUCGGUGCUACUUCCGGAGGCAGGGGAGGCGGUGAGCGUGCUGAAGGAGGUGGCAGCAGCGAGGAGGAUGUGCCGCUCACUCUCUACUCUACUGGUUCCGUUGGACAGGGCCGGGCGGCUGGCGAGCCCUCCUCUGGCUCCAUUGCUGGAGACGAGGUUGCCCUCACCACCUACACUUCUGUGGAUGGCCAACUGGUACGUCGCCAAGCUCUCGAAGGAAAACGUGCCAACGACAUCCGCGCUUGGUUUGGGCCCCUUUUCGCAGCGGGCGCUCGCAGGCCUGUUGCCAGCUUGAACGAGGCGGAAGCGGCGGCGGCGUCAGACUGUGAUAGUCAGGACCUGGGUGGAGUGGAGGUGCCCAAGGUGGCUGCGCAGCAGAAGGGCCGCAAAGGUAAGCGCACUCACUGGCAGUGUAAAUUUUGCCCCUAUCGGACGCCACUGCACGCGAAAGGGGCGUACCUUAAUACCUUGCGGCACUUGCAUUUGCGCAGUUGGCACCUCGACAGGAAAGAGCAGUGGAGCAGCAAAGCCAAGUAUGGCGUCAGGGUGAUCGAGGACGUUACGGCAGCUGAGGCCGACGCUGUCCAGACUCGCUGGAAAUGCCCUCACUGUCCUGCCGGUAUUUUGGAUGAUGGUGUGCCUCGUGGCAGGGGUGCUGAGGAAGCCAUCACCAGGGCCUGCAAUCAGCACAUGAGGUGGCGACAUCCGAGCGAGAAACCUGUGCGGCGUCGCCCACGGGCGAACAACUCUGGAAAGGCGACGGCUGCAAAGAUUGCUGCGGGAGUGGCGGCGAAAGUUCUCCGGGCCAAGAAGGGCGACUUCGGUGACCACAAGGUGGAAAUCCUGCGCAUCCCUUGUCUGGGCUCUACGGCCAAGAAGAAGCGGAAUACGAGCACUUGUUUGGUGUGCAAAACGUGUGGCUCGUACGGGCAUGCGGCGGCGUCUUUGCGACAAUACCCCUGCAACUCGGCGAGGGUUGCGGUGGGUCACAAGCGGGCGAGCAUGAUCAAGAAGUUCCAGGAGGCGUUGGAGGCGGACUACGCGGAGGGGUUGAAGAAUGGCUUGCGACGUGUGCUUCAGAUCUUUGAGGAGGUUGAGGCGCGGCAGCAGGAGAAGGGCGAGGGAGAUGCGCAGCACCACGUUCAAGUCUUUGCGUGGCCCUCGUUCAACAAGGGCAGUGGCAACUAUGCGUAUGCGGUGCGCUUUCUGUGCUUGAAGUGCCAUGAGGAGUCGGCCAAGCUGACGCAGCUCACAGCUAGGCCAUGCAGCACGGUGGGCCGGCGACGCAAGGACAAGCGCAUCAGGGACCUGCAACAAAUCGCGGCGAAGGCGGAGGACCCCCCCAAAUCGGCUGCCAUGGCUGUUUUGGUUGCUCUGGGUGAAGAAUCUGUUGAAAAGGCCACAAGUCCUGGUUUCCGAUCCGAGACUGGAAACUUGAGGCCUUUUCCAUGCAUUUCGGGCCCCAGUGCAGAGGCGGGGCCAGGGAGGCGUGCAGCGGAGCGGCAGUCAUGA